AUGGUCAACAAAAAGCAAGAGCUCAGUAACAGACAGUGUUACCGAAAACUAGUGGACGCUUUCCAUCAAAAUUGUCUUAAUUUAAACAAAAAUCCAUUUGUUUUACGCAAACUUCAUAUCUUAGUGAAUGUGUGCGAAGAAGUGAGUCGUGGAGCAGAUGUGGACAUCAAAGUAAAGGAUGCUUUCGACCAUCUGUUGACUUAUUGUCACAAUAAUCUUCAAACAGGUUAUCCCCAACCCAUU
Oppiella nova is the source of this 243-nucleotide messenger RNA. The record is from the annotation of a GenBank genome assembly. NCBI's taxonomy places the organism in Eukaryota, Metazoa, Arthropoda, Arachnida, Sarcoptiformes, Oppiidae.